AUGAAAAGGCCUCUCUUUCUACGAAUUGUGGACUCUAUAUCAAAUUACGACGAUUACUUUACACUACGGCGUAAUAAUGUGGGCAAGCUUGGGUUAACGCCUAUCCAGAAGUGUACGGCUGCCAUACGCAUGCUCGCAUAUGGAGUCACAGCCGAUGCUUGUGAUGAGUACGUGAAGAUAGGAGAAUCCACUGCUAUCGAGUGUACUCGCAAGUUUUGCGAAGGGGUAAUAGAAUUGUUUCAAGAUGAAUACUUACGACGACCAAAUGUGGAAGACUUGCAGAGGUUACUCCAAGUUGGACAGGAACGUGGAUUCCCAGGGAUGAUUGGAAGUAUCGAUUGCAUGCACUGGCAGUGGAAAAAUUGUCCUAAGGCUUGGAAAGGGCAAUUUACUAGUGGACACAAGGGGACGGCAACAGUUAUCCUCGAAGCAGUUGCGUCAUAUGAUUUGUGGAUAUGGCAUGUUUUUUUUGGGCUUCCUGGUAGUUUGAAUGACAUAAAUGUACUAGAUAGGUCACCGGUUUUUGACGACAUUGAGUCGGGUGAAGCUCCACGGGUAAACUUCACCGUGAAUGGGCGGGAGUACAAUCUUGCAUACUAUCUUGCCGACGGAAUCUACCCUAAGUGGCCUGUCUUCGUGCAGUCAAUUCAAAUGCCCCAAGGCAACAAACAUCAAUUUUUUGCCAAAGAACAGGAAUCAUGCAGGAAGGACGUGGAACGCGCAUUCGGGGUUCUCCAAGCACGUUUGCUAUUGUCCGCCAACCAGCUAGAAUGUGGGAUCUUGAUGUCUUAG
Asparagus officinalis (garden asparagus) is the source of this 792-nucleotide messenger RNA. RefSeq lists its product as uncharacterized. The transcript has a single exon. The record is from RefSeq and is a predicted model, not a curated record. Lineage: Eukaryota; Viridiplantae; Streptophyta; Magnoliopsida; Asparagales; Asparagaceae. The coding region runs from base 1 to 792 and encodes 263 amino acids.